This is a messenger RNA of Acanthoscelides obtectus, 639 nucleotides long. NCBI's taxonomy places the organism in Eukaryota, Metazoa, Arthropoda, Insecta, Coleoptera, Chrysomelidae. The record is from the annotation of a GenBank genome assembly.
AUGGAACUCAACCGAGAACAUUUUUGCGCCAUAAUUUAUUACAACUUUCAGAGACAAUUAUCGCAACAAGAAUGCCUUGCUGAGUUACUGUCUGUUUUCGGCAACGAAGCGCCAUAUCAGUCGACAAUUUCCCGUUGGUAUGGAGAAUUCAAACGUAGACGGGUGAGUCUUAGCGAGGAUCCCAGGGUGGAAUUAGGAGUAAGGAAACUAGUUUCUCGUUGGAUACCCCACCUGUUGACUGAAGAGCAGAAAGCAGCCAGGAUGGUCGCGACAUUUGUGUCAAAAGCGGGUCAUAUUGCAACAAUUCCACUUAAUGAGCAAAGAAUCAUCCUCCACCAAGACAAUGCAAGCUCGCACACAGCUCAAAAAACUAGGCAGUAUUUAACGGAAGAAAACGUGGAAUUAUUGGGCCACCCUUCAUAUAGUCCCGAUCUAAGUCCUAACGAUUCCUUUACUUUCCCGAAAAUUAAAAACAGACUGCGUGGUCAAAGAUUCCAGUCACCAGAAGAAGCAGUUGACGCAUUCAAAAAUGCCGUUUUGGAUCUGCCAGCAAACGAGUGGAAUAAGUGCUUCGAAAAUUGGUUCGAGCGCAUGCAAAUGUGUAUUAAUCUUCGUGGAGAAUACUUCGAAAAACAAUAA